AUGAACUGGAGCUUCUGUUCUGUUCUUCUCUGGUGUUACUUGAGACUUUAUGAAAAGUUAGUUCUAAAGGUAGUUAUGAAUCAUUUUGUAUUAACAGAAAUUGUAAUCACUGAAUGGAUAAAUCCAUUAUUGGUAGUUCAAUUAGAGAUGGAUAAAUCAUGGAUGAGUACUGAUAGAACGAAAAAACGUUACGAAGAAGGAGUCGCAGAGUUUUUGCGGUAUGCUGUCAACCAUCUCAGGGAGGAGGGUGAUACACAUGAUGAAUAUCUUAUGUUGUGUACAUGUACAGAUUGUUUAAAUCACCGUGCAUGCUUAGUUGGUGAUGUAGAAGGUCAUUUAUUCGUAAAUGGAAUCAAUCAAACGUAUACUACUUGGAAUAAGCAUGGGGAAAAGGAUGAGACAACUAAUAGUAGGCCGGUUAACGUCGACAAUGGUAUGCACGCUGAAUUUGAAAUGGGAUCUCCCACUGAUGCUCCAGACGAAAAUUUUGGAAUGGGAACUCCCACUGAUGAUCCAAACACUAUAGAUAUGAUGCAGGCUGCAAAAGUGUUCGCAUAUGGCCCUAUAAAGUUUAAAAAGUUACUUGAAGAUGCUGAAAAGCCCUUAUACGAAGGAUGUCCCAACUUCACAAAGUUGUCUGCAAUUGUGCAGUUGUUCAAGUUGAAGAGUAAGCACGGUGCGUCGGACAUGUUUUUCAAUGAACUAUUACCGUUGAUAAAGGACAUGCUUCCCAAAGAAGGUAAUUUAUUGGCGAGGAGUACAUAUCAUGCCAAGAAAGUAUUGAAAGCAAUGGUUUCAUGGUAUACAAAGAUACAUGCAUGUACCAAUAAUUGCAUUCUUCAUAGGAAUGAGUAUAAGGAUGAAAAAGUGUGUCCUACUUGUAAAGCACCCAGAUGGAAAGUUGACAUGGAUGGUAAAGUGUACGAGAAUGUUCCAGCAAAGGUAUUGUGGUACUUCGACAUCAUCCCAAGAUUUCAACGGUUAUUUCAAUCGAAGCCCACAACAGAGAAUUUGAUAUGGCACGAUACCACUAGAAAAAAAGACGGUGUUUUACGUCAUCCGGCAGACUCACAUAUUUGGAGAGAGAUAGAUAACAAUUUCCCGGAAAUUAAAGGUGAUCCAAGAAAUCUGCGAUUAGCUGUUUCGGCUGAUGGAGUGGAUGUAAAUAAAGGCACCAAAAAUCAUAGUGUAUGGCCAGUUUUGGUUGUGAUUUACAACCUUCCACCUUGGAUGUGUAUGAAGAGAAAGUUCAUCAUGUUGUCAUUACUUAUAGACGGUGCGCCGGGAAAAAAUAUCGAUGUCCUUUUGGAAGCCCUUGUUAAAGAUUUUCAAUUCUUAUUUGAGAACCGAAAGAGAACAUGGGAUGCAUAUGCCCAAGAAAUGUUUACUCUACGUGAAGUUGUCUUGUGGACGAUAAACGAUUAUCCUACUCUUGGUACACUAUGUGGUUGUCGCUAUGCUGGAUAUCAUGGUUGUGUGGUGUGUCGUAAAAAAACUCACAGUAUUAGGCUUCAUGACUCAAAAAAGAAUGUUUAUGUUGGUUAUAUAAGAUUUUUACCAUAUGAGCAUCCAUUCAGAAGGCAUAAGAAAGCAUUUGGCGGGAAACAAGAGUGGGAGACUGCUCCAAAACCAAUGACCGGGAAAGAAAUAUAUGAAGAGGUAAAAUAUAUAAAGAAUUCAUGGGGAAGGAAGGGGAAGAAUACUCAAGUGGAAGACGUGCAGGCUACACCUGGAAAAGGUGGAAAGAUGAACCGCAUCAGAAAAAUAUCAAAGGAAGUCGACAGGUCAGUUGAGGAAGAGGAAGGCAGGGAAACCACUUACUGGAGAAGGUACAAUAUAUGGCAUCGACUACUUAGAUAUUGGCGUUAUAAUGAUGUCCAACAUUGUAUUGACUUCAUGCACGUUGAAAAUAAUGUGGGCCAAAGUCUUGUUGGAACGUUGCUGCACAAUGGGAAUUCAAAAGAUGGAUUAAACGCCAGAUUGGAUUUGGUGCGUUUGGGGUUAAAACCGGAGUUGCAACCUAAGUCAGAUGUCAAAGGAACGAUACUUCCAGCAGCAUGUUAUACAUUAAACGCGGAUGAAAAGGAUAUAUUCUUGGAGACACUAUCUGAGUUAAGAGUUCCAGAAGGGUAUUGUUCGAAUUUUUCCACCCUUGUGAACCGAAAAGAGCGUAAGUUGAUCGGACUCAAAUCACAUGAUUAUCAUAUGCUUAUGCAACAAUUUUUGCUCGUCGCAAUUAGGUCAAUUAUGCCUACGCCUGUGAGAUACGCAAUUAUGAGGUUCUGUUUCUUCUUCAGAUCAAUAUCUGCCAAAGAAAUCAACGUGGAAGAUCUCGAUAAAUUGCAAGAAGAUCUCUGUGUGACGUUAUGCUUACUAGAGAAGUGUAUGAAGGUUACCAAGGGGCAUGUGCGGAACAAGAAUCAACCUUGUGGAUGCAUUGCAGAAGAGAAUGCUGCAGAAGAGACGAUCGAGAUGUAUUGCGAGUAUCAUAGAAGCAUCAAGACAAUUGGUAUUCCACUGGAUAGGCAUAAUACAUCUCACAAUGGUCAAGAUUCUGAAAGUGUUAUGGAGGGAGAACUGCUAUCAGCUGGAGAGAAGUGUAUAGUUACCCGUGACCAGUUGAGACAAGCACAUUUCUAUGUAAUGGAGAACACGCCUGAAAUUGAGCCUUACAUAGAUGAAUUUCAGGUUGAGAAAGAUUUGGAAGUCGAUGGAGAAAAUAUCUCAGAGAACUUAAGAUGGAUAUCACACGGCCCGCACUACGAGUUAGCGAAACACACUGUAUAUCGCAUCAAUGGAUAUCUAUUCCGCACAAGAUCUCGUGAUAGAAUUCACCAGAAUAGUGGGAUUAGCGUCGCGGCAAAUGACAUGCACAUAUCUAGAGAUGAUGGCGUAACAUAUGGUAAAGCGUCUUAUUAUGGUGUCUUGCAAGAGAUAUGGGAGUUAGAUUACUGUGAAAGAAAAAUUCAUUUAUUCAAGUGCAAUUGGGUUGAUACUAAAUGUGGGGUCAAAAGUGAUAUUCUUGGCUACAACAUUUUUGAGCUUACUAUGUUGGGACACAAAAAUGAUCCUUUUAUUUUAGCCUCGCAAGCUAGGCAAGUAUUUUAUGUCAAAGACCAGAAAGAUAAGAAAAAGUCUAUUGUUUUUGUGGUACCUCCCAAAAAUUACAGAGAUGCAUAUAAUGAUGGCAACGAUGAGGAAUUCAGAACAGUAAUUUUUUCUCGGAAUGAUAAUAUCUUGUCGGCUGUAGAUCCACAAGACUUGGGUAAAGAAUCCCGAAAUGAUUACUUCCGAACUGACUGCCGGGGGUUACUUAUACGCAAUCCAUAG
This is a messenger RNA of Papaver somniferum (opium poppy), 3330 nucleotides long. RefSeq lists its product as uncharacterized. Lineage: Eukaryota; Viridiplantae; Streptophyta; Magnoliopsida; Ranunculales; Papaveraceae. The record is from RefSeq and is a predicted model, not a curated record. The transcript has 5 exons. The coding region runs from base 1 to 3330 and encodes 1109 amino acids.